AUAACGGAUUUAACCAAAACCGUUCCAACCCGACCCGUGAAGACCCUUGCGUACCAUGCUUAUUCUCGCUAUGCAUUUCAAUGGAUUUCGCACACCCAAGCCAAGCUUCUGAAAAACCCUAUUUUUUUUUUUGCUAUUUAAUAUCAAAUAAAUACGUUUGGAAUUGGAUUGGGCAAUAACAAUCUUACGAUUUCAUGAAUCACUGAGAUAAAUGGAGUCAGAUGAAGACGAUUUUGUUUUCUACGGAACGCCGAUAGAGCGUGAGGACGAUUCAAUCAGUCGCAAGAAGAAGGCCAUUGCUGAGUCCUCAGGUCAGCUCCGAGCUCUCCCUGCUUGGAAGCAAGAGGUUAGAGAUGAGGAAGGGCGGAGAAGAUUCCAUGGAGCAUUUACAGGAGGUUAUUCUGCGGGUUACUAUGAUACAGUGGGCUCAAAGGAAGGGUGGGCACCUCAGUCAUUUAAAUCAUCAAGGAAGAGCAGGGCUGAAUUUAAAGAGCAGAACAUACUGAAUUUUCUUGAUGAAGAUGAGAAAACUGAAUUGGAAGGUUGUUUUUUGGGGACAACUUCACAGUUUGACACAUUUGGUUUCACAGCUGCUGAAAUUGCUCGCAAACAAGCUGAGAAGGAACAGAAACAGAGGCCAUCCAUAAUUCCUGGACCUGCUCCUGAUGAAAUAGUUGUUCCAGCCACUGAGUCUGUUGGGGUAAAACUGCUCAUGAAGAUGGGAUGGAGUCGUGGUCGCUCAAUCAAGGAUUCACAUUCUGAGGCACUGUAUGAUGCUAGAAGACAGGCCCGUAGAGCUUUCUUAGCAUUUUCUUCUGAUGAUCCAAAAUUGAAGAUUACUGGGUCUGAGCCCAUUGAGGGUGAUGUUGAAAUUUUUCCUGAGGAGCCUGUGAAUGGCGAUGCUCAGUUUUCUAAGAGCACACCGGUUUACGUACUCAACCCAAAGCAAGAUCUGCAUGGAUUAGGUUUUGAUCCUUAUAAGCAUGCUCCUGAGUUUAGAGAGAAAAAAAGAUCACGCUUAGCCAGCAAGGGGGGAGGACCUGGCUAUAGCAAAAACUUCUCCACCAGAGACAGUCUUUUUGGUUUGAAGUCAGGAAAGGCUGCCCCUGGUUUUGGUAUUGGAGCUCUUGAGGAGCUUGAUGUGGAGGAUGAGGAUGUCUAUGCCACUGGUUAUGAAUUUGAAGAUGCUUAUGUUCAAGAAGUUGAAGAACCUUCAACGUUGAGAUUAGAAAACCAGAGAACGAAAGAGCAGAAGGACCAGGGUGAUCUGCGUGGUUUUAGAGUUGCAUCCAAUUCUGACUUUAAAAUGGAAAGAUUCGAGGCUCCUCUGAUUCCCAAGGAUUUUGUGCCCCACCAUGAAUUUUCUGGACCUCUCAACAUUAACCGCAAGAGCUGUGAAGUUACUCCACCAGAUGUUCCUCCUCCUGGGGAUGGGAAUUUAAAACUAUUAAUUGAGGGGGUUGCAAAUCUGGUAGCUAAAUGUGGUAAAUUAUAUGAGGAUUUAUCAAGAGAAAAGAAUCAAUCAAAUCCAUUGUUUAAUUUUCUUUCUGGAGGAACUGGCCAUGAAUAUUAUGCAAGGAAAUUGUGGGAGGCACAACAGAAACACAAGACUAGUCGGCAAUUGGAUGGAAAAAUGCCUCCCAGUGUGCAGAGGCUAACAGCUGAGAGUCGAGGCCAGAUCCUAGGGGAAAAACCUCUAGAAAAAAGUUCCCAAGAUCUAUCCUCAUCUGUUUCUUCUACAGAUAUUCAUCUCCAAUUUAAUCUUACUGAUACAUUUACUGAGUCUGCAUCACUUAGUGAGUUAGUGAAUGUGGAAAAGCCUUUCAAAGAUGAUCCUACAAAGCAAGAAAGAUUUGAGCAGUUUCUUAAGGAGAAAUAUAAAGGGGGAUUACGCUCUGCUAGUUCUAGUUUAGCUAGUGAUAUGUCAGAAGCUGCUCGUGCUCAAGAGAGACUAAGUUUUGAGGCUGCAGCUGAGGCAAUAGAAAAGGGACGACAAGGCAGGGGAAGCAAGCCUUUAAUUCCAUCUUCCAUGGAUUUUAUCCCAGGUGGUGUUAUGCAGUUUACUUCUGGUGAAGUAAAGCCAAAGAAAGACCUGCUAGCUGAAGAUAUUUUGAAGAAGAAAAUGUACCCUAAGAGGGAAGAGUUUCAAUGGCGCCCUUCUCCUCUUCUGUGCAAACGCUUUGAUCUUAUUGAUCCAUAUAUGGGGAAGCCGCCACCUGCUCCACGGAUUAGGAGUAAGAUGGAUACCUUGAUUUUUACAUCAGAUUCAGUCAAAGGUACCAAAGUGGACGGGCCUGUUACUUCAAAGAAAGACAUCUCAUCUUUGCAACAACCUACUAAUAAAGACAUAACCAAAAGUAUUACUGAAAAUGAAACUGAAGAGGAUGUGGAAGUCGAAAAUAUUGAAAGGCCAGUUGACCUAUACAAGGCUAUUUUCUCCGAUGAUUCAGAUGAUGAAGGGGAAGACCCUAGCAAUAGGAGAGUAGAGAAUCAAGAAAAGAAAGCUGAAGUAGCUAAUACAGCAUUGAGCCGUUUGAUUGCUGGUGAUUUUCUUGAAUCAUUGGGCAAGGAACUAGGAAUUGAGGUUCCUCCUGAUAUGCCUUACCCUACGCAAAAGUCCAGGAAUGUUGCACAUCAGAAAGACAUUGUUAAUGAAGAUGCAAGAACCGACAUCCUAAAGAGUGAAAACAACAGUGUGAUGUCCUUAAAUCAUGAUUUGCCAUAUGAUCAGCAGCACAUUGCUCAUGAUUGUGAACCAUCAAAAGGUGACACCAUUGAUGGAAAUAUGCUUGAGAGCGGUAAUAACAAAACCAAGGGAACCACCAGCCAAGACAAUGACAGCAGUUCAGAAGAAGAAAGGAGCCAAAAACGAUCUAAUAGGGAAAAAUAUGAUGAGUCUAGGAAAGAUAAAACCCCUGUAACACAGGGCCGGGAUUAUAGCAGCAGUUCUUCAUUAGAAGAGGAAAGGAGCCGAAAACGUUCCAGACAUCAACGGCAUAAGAGGCGUGAUGCAGGAAGUCAUUCAUCCAGUGAUGAUGACAGAAGAGAUAGACACAGUUCAAGGUCAAAAGGGAGAAGGAAAGGUUCUUCCCGAGAAAAAAGCAGGAGCGAAAAACACUCAAAACGUCACAAGCACAGAAAGCAUGAAUCUCCAAAUAGAUCCUCUCGUUAUAGCAAUGAGAAAGACAGUUCACAUUCCAGAAAAGAGAAAAGGCGGAGGGAAUGAGCGAGAGACUUGUUUCCUUUGUUUUCAAGAACAUUUUGGAAUUAUGUUGGGGGAUCGCUGUUGUAUACUUGUAUUAAAAGAUGUUACUAAGUUUUGGGUUUGUGAUACUGAGGUGCACCCUAUGGAUUUCAUUUGCUCCGAUUGAAACUCAAGCCUCUUGCAUAGGUUGCUUUCUUCACUGGUUUGAAGUAAUGCUGCUUAAUUCAAUCCCCCCAGCUUAUCCUUUCUUGGCUGUAAAGAAAUGGAAUUGGUACCUGAUUAUCUAGACUAAACAUUAGGGAGCCCUUUGUGAAAAAAAGAAAAGAAAAACUAAUUAGGAAGUUGAGGUAUAGUGCUUAGUCCCAAGGUUUACUGUGAUGCAUUUUAUAACUUUUUAAUGUUAAAAAAAAAAACAUGUUUUCUUUUGUCUAA
Molecule: messenger RNA, 3637 nt
Organism: Glycine soja
Lineage: Eukaryota; Viridiplantae; Streptophyta; Magnoliopsida; Fabales; Fabaceae
Product: G patch domain-containing protein TGH-like
Exons: 16
Coding region: 212-3226 (1004 amino acids)
Biological process (GO): mRNA processing
Cellular component (GO): nucleus
Molecular function (GO): RNA binding
Source: RefSeq, a predicted model, not a curated record